UCAGACUGUACACUUCAGUCACAGUUUUGGAGAUCACCGAGCAAAGACACUUUCAAAUCUAAAGAUGCCAGGAAAAGUUGCAAGCAAGAAGGGCGAGAAGAAGGCCGCCACCAAGACAAAAGUCGCCACCGGGGACAAGACCAAGAAGAGGAGACGCGUCCGCAAGGAAAGCUACUCCAUCUAUAUCUACAAGGUCCUCAAGCAGGUCCACCCCGAGACUGGUAUCUCCUCAAAGGCCAUGAGUAUCAUGAACUCCUUUGUCAAUGACAUCUUCGAGAAGAUUGCUACUGAGGCCUCCCGUCUGGCUCAAUACAACAAGAAGUCUACCAUCACCAGCAGAGAAAUCCAGACUUCAGUUCGUCUCUGGCUGCCAGGAGAGCUCUCCAAGCAUGCCGUCUCUGAGGGAACAAAGGCUGUGACCAAGUACACCAGCAGCAAAUAAACUCUUUGACUGCACCCCUGCCUUCUUCUUUACUAUCAACCGGCUUUUUUCAAAGCCACCCAUUUCACAAAUGAUUCUCACUUGAUCGUUUUUUUAUGAUUGUCAUUAUAACACUUUAUUACCAUCAUAAAUCAUUGCAUAAUAUGUG
This is a messenger RNA of Amphimedon queenslandica, 590 nucleotides long. RefSeq names its product late histone H2B.L4-like. The transcript has a single exon. Gene Ontology annotation, molecular function: structural constituent of chromatin; DNA binding; protein heterodimerization activity. The record is from RefSeq and is a predicted model, not a curated record. Bases 65 to 442 code for a protein of 125 amino acids. NCBI's taxonomy places the organism in Eukaryota, Metazoa, Porifera, Demospongiae, Haplosclerida, Niphatidae. Gene Ontology annotation, cellular component: nucleosome.